Messenger RNA from Cyprinus carpio (common carp), 2385 nucleotides. RefSeq names its product aspartate aminotransferase, cytoplasmic. Gene Ontology annotation, biological process: L-aspartate biosynthetic process. Gene Ontology annotation, molecular function: pyridoxal phosphate binding; L-aspartate:2-oxoglutarate transaminase activity. NCBI's taxonomy places the organism in Eukaryota, Metazoa, Chordata, Actinopteri, Cypriniformes, Cyprinidae. Gene Ontology annotation, cellular component: cytosol. The record is from RefSeq and is a predicted model, not a curated record.
GUCCUCCAUUGCUCAAAUCUCACAUCUGAAGGUUAAAGUGUGUCUGUCUCCAUCACACCGCGCUUCAGUCCAGCGGCACUCUCCCUCUUCUUGCUCAGAAUUUGUAGAAAUAUUAACACAAUAUCAUGUCGAUAUUUGGUGAAGUCCCGCAGGCUGCUCCUGUCGCAGUGUUUAAACUGACAGCAGAUUUCCGUGAAGAUCAGAAUCCCAGCAAGGUGAAUCUGGGAGUCGGAGCCUACAGGACAGAUGAAUGUCAGCCCUGGGUUCUCCCCGUGGUGAGAAAAGUGGAGAAGAUGAUCGCUGAUGACCAUAGUUUGAACCACGAGUACCUGCCCAUUCUAGGCCUGCCAGAGUUUCGCUCCAGUGCAUCUAAGAUCGCUCUGGGUGAAGACAGUCCUGCCAUCAAGGACAAUCGGGUAGGAGCUGUGCAGUGUUUAGGUGGCACUGGUGCUCUGAAGAUCGGAGCCGAGUUUCUUCGCCGGUGGUACAAUGGAACCGACAACACAAAAACUCCAGUUUAUGUAUCUGCGCCAACAUGGGAGAACCACAAUGCUGUUUUCUCUAAUGCUGGAUUUGAGGACAUCCGUCCAUACAAAUAUUGGGAUGCAGGGAAGCGUGGACUCGAUCUGGAAGGUUUUCUGGGUGACCUGGAGAGUGCACCUGAUCACUCCAUCUUUGUGCUGCAUGCCUGCGCUCACAACCCCACCGGCACAGAUCCCACCCAGGACCAGUGGAAGAAGAUUGCUGAUGUCAUGAAGCGAAAGAGUCUGUUUGCCUUCUUUGAUUCAGCCUAUCAGGGUUUCGCCUCAGGAAAUUUAGAUAAGGACGCCUGGGCUGUCCGCUACUUUGUGUCACAGGGUUUUGAAUUGUUCUGUGCCCAGUCAUUCUCAAAGAACUUCGGUCUGUACAAUGAGAGAGUUGGGAACCUGACUGUUGUAGCCAAAGACCAAGACAAUUUGAACCGUGCACUGUCUCAAAUGGAGAAGAUCGUUCGAAUCACCUGGUCCAACCCUCCAUCCCAGGGUGCACGUCUGGUUGCCAUCACACUCAACACCCCUGAACUCUUUGCUGAAUGGAAGGACAAUGUGAAGACCAUGGCAGAGAGAGUCCUGCUCAUGCGUGCUCAGCUGAAGGAAAAACUCAAAGCACUAGGAACUCCAGGAACCUGGGAGCACAUCACUGAACAGAUCGGCAUGUUCAGCUUCACCGGACUCAACCCUAAGCAGGUGGAGUACCUGGUGAAAGAGAAGCACGUUUAUCUAAUGGCGAGCGGGCGCAUCAACAUGUGUGGCCUCACCACCAAGAACAUCGACUAUGUGGCCGAGUCCAUUCAUGAGGCUGUCACUACAGUCCAAUAAGCACCUUUACCACACUUCCUGUUUGUGUGUGUGUCCACAGGAACAUAAACAUGCAGAGACACACACACUGAUACACCCCUUCACUCACCAGCUUUCCUGGUCUAAUUUAGUCAUCAGCGUUUCAACAUUCUGUUUUAACUUGUAAUUAUAAAGCAAUCAAACAGUCUCAGAAGAUGUGGUGGAAUUUACAGUCAACCAAACAACUGUCUGGAUUUCAUUAACCUGAAGGUUCAGCUUGACUGAUUUUAUGAUCUUUCGUGUUCUAAGAUUAAAUUCAAACAGGUUAGUGUGAAUGAAUCAAGAGUUAUAGUCAACAUUUGAGUUAGUGGGGUGAAAUGGGUGGAAACUAGCCUUUAUUAAAUUAACUCGUCGAAUUUUAUCACCGUGUGUCUGAAAAUUUCAUUGUAUUGAGUGCUGAACUGAAGGACAGCGUGCAUGUUUCAUGAUAAAUGUGUCUGUAUUCUUAAAACAUGCACACAGAGACAACUCUAGAACUUGAAUGAAUGGGGGCAUUAGAUUGUGUUUCAUUGUCAAUUCCUGAUUGCUCUUACCUCAAAUUAAAUGGCUUGAAGAAACAUUUUACCUUGAAAACUUAUUGUGACUAGUUAAAACAAUGGACGAAGAAACCUGGUAUUGUGGUUUGUGAAGAGGUGCAUUUUGGGAUAUUGGAUGUCUGACAGCUGAAGGAGAGUGAAUUAUAUAGAAAAUUGAUUUGGGGGUUGAAUAUUAUUUUAAGCUUUUCGUGUUUGAUGUUCUGGAAAUUCUGGGUUGUGAAGAGCCCAGGCAUUGUUUUGCACUUUAUUUUCUGGUGACUUUUUAUUCCGGUCCAUUACUUUCUACUGCUGUGUUUUUGUGUUCAGGCUCAUUUGUUCACUGCAGGAAUGUGUAAUGAAUGUGCAGACAUUAGUUCAAGUAUACUACUCUCCCACCUAGCUUAGUUGCAAAAGAUCAAUCCUCCAGGAGUAUAAAAACUCUUUGAGCACAAAUAUAUUAAUCAGAGUGCAUUGAAAUAAAUGAAGUAAACUAG